Messenger RNA from Lutra lutra (Eurasian river otter), 2007 nucleotides. It is a transcript of the gene ACTRT3, whose product is annotated as actin related protein T3. The transcript has 2 exons. The record is from RefSeq and is a predicted model, not a curated record. Bases 679 to 1797 code for a protein of 372 amino acids. NCBI's taxonomy places the organism in Eukaryota, Metazoa, Chordata, Mammalia, Carnivora, Mustelidae.
CCCCUCAGUUUAUUUCCUAUAUUUAAGAGUGUCUUAAGGUUUGCUUCCCUGUCUUUACCUUAUUUCAUUUUUCCUUCCCUUCCCCCUUUGCUCAUCUGUAUAAAACCCACGUUAAAUCCCACCAUUUUUUUCCUUUUUCUUUUCAGAAGUUAAGGAGGGUUUCAGAAGUUCUUCUGAAAUUCAGUUUCUUCCACAACUUUCCCCUGUUUCUCUCCACCUUUUCCUACUUUCAAGGGCACAUUCCAGAGCUUUCCAAUGGACAGAUGCCCACUAGGCAGAAUUUAAAGGCUUUGGAAAAGAAAAUUUUCAUGGCCCAUCCAGGUAUUAGAGAAAGACACUUGUAAAGGGUUAGAUUUGUAUCUUCAGGGAAGAAAGUUGGGUUUUCCUGAUACUGGCAUCCCUGGAUUCCAAGGGGUGGCAAGUGACCCAGCCCCUGUGAAAGGCAAUCGCUGGGCAGUACUUUGGAGAGUCAGUGGGCCAGGCCUCUCCCUGCCCCCUGCGCGCCCUGGUCAGGGUGCAGGCCUAGUAGGGCAGGCCGGGGCCUCUGUGACGCGACGUUCCAGGCGGUGGGCCUGUUAACUCUGCCCAGCGCCUGCGCCCCGCACUUUCCGCCCCACUGGCGCAGCCCACAGGCAGGGCAGCCGGUGUGGCCAGGCGACAGGAGGUAGCGGCGGCGGCAUGAGCUACUACCAGCUACCAGUGGUGAUCGACAAUGGCUCGGGAAUGAUCAAGGCGGGCCUGGCUGGCUCGCGGGAACCCCAGUUUGUCUACCCGAAUAUUAUCGGCCGAGCCAAAGGCCAGAACUGGGAGGCCAAGAGCGCGCUGGAACUGUGUGUGGGCGAUGAGGCGCAGGAAAGAAGACACUUACUGUCCAUCAGCUACCCAGUGGAGCGUGGUCUGGUUACUUCCUGGGGAGACAUGGAAAUCAUGUGGAAGCAUAUCUAUGAUCAUAAUCUGAAGCUAAAGGCCUGUGAUGGCCCAGUCUUGAUUACUGAGCCAGCACUGAACCCACUGGUGAACCGGCAACAGAUCACUGAAGUGUUUUUUGAGCAUUUGCAGGUUCCUGCCUUCUAUAUGUGCAUACAAGGGGUGCUUGCUCUCUUUGCCGCUGGCUUCACAACUGGCUUUGUGUUGAAUUCAGGUGCUGGGGUGACCCAGUGUGUGCCCAUCUUCGAGGGUUACUGUCUGCCUCAUGGCGUCCAGCAGCUAGAUCUGGCAGGCCUUGACCUCACCAACUACCUCAUGAUGCUGUUGAAGGACCAUGGCAUCAUGCUGCUUAGUGCUGCAGACAGAAAGAUUGUCGCAGACAUUAAGGAAACCUCUUGUUAUGUGGUAAUGAACUAUGAAGAGGAAAUGGCCAAGAAUCCUGAGUCUGUAGAGAAAGUUUACCACUUGCCUGAUGGGAAGAUGAUCAAGCUCCAUGACCAGCUCUUUCAUUGUCCAGAGGCCCUCUUCUCUCCACAUCUUAUGAACCUUGAUACCCCUGGCAUCGAUAAGUUGUGUUUCAGCAGCAUAAUGAAAUGCGAUAUGGAUCUGAGGAAUUCAUUUUUCUCUAAUAUUGUCCUUGCUGGGGGAUCAACCUCUUUCCCUGGUUUGGACAAGCGGCUAGUUAAAGAUAUAGCAAAUAUGGUACCUGCCAAUACGCCUGUGCAGGUUACAGCUCCCCCAGAAAGGAAACUGUCAGUGUGGAUGGGCGGCUCUAUUCUUGCAUCCCUGUCUGCCUUCCAGGACAUGUGGAUCACCGAGGCAGAGUUUAAAGAAGUUGGACCCAACAUAGUACAUCAAAGAUGCUUCUGAAUACAGAUAAAAUGGUUAGAAAAAAAUGUUUUGAGAAUUUCUGACAGAAAACUGUAUAUUAUAAGUAUCUGGGGGAACAAGAUGUACUUGAAUUAUUGGACUGUCCAUGUCUCUUGCAUUUCUAUGUUGGGGGAAAAUAAUGGUGAAGUAAACCAUUGAGUAGAGUCAAAUUAAAUGCUAGAGGAAACUAUUCUUGAUCUUGGAGAUCUU